AUGUCGCACGAGAAGGCAUGGCUGGAGGCUGUGGACGUAAUCUUGCAGUGGGUGAUGGGCGCGCUUCAAGGUGACGCAAACUCCAUACGCCUCAUUGCGUUUUUAUUGAAGAAAUUGGGGGAUACGCCGCCCCAGGUGCCCUCGCAGGAGGGCAGUUGUGACUCCCGCUGUACGGGCUCGCGCGCCGCAAUGCAGCGGAUUCUGGCGGAGGGGAAAGGCGCCAGUUCAGACAGCGCUGGCCUGGAUACUUGCAGUGCUGACUGCUCCGAACGCAAUUACAUUCUUAAUAUACAGACAGACCUUUUCCGGAGUUUAUUUACCUCUGAUGUCUUCAGUGAUAUGGCGAAGCAGGUGUGGCCAAACAUGGCUUAG
This is a messenger RNA of Trypanosoma rangeli, 372 nucleotides long. RefSeq lists its product as uncharacterized. Bases 1 to 372 code for a protein of 123 amino acids. The record is from RefSeq and is a predicted model, not a curated record. NCBI's taxonomy places the organism in Eukaryota, Euglenozoa, Kinetoplastea, Trypanosomatida, Trypanosomatidae. The transcript has a single exon.